AUGGGUGCUGGUAUGGGAAUCUCGAAGUUUGGCCGUUACCGUCCUUGGUUCUUUCUUGGCACGGCUGCCUUUGCCAUCUCAUUCGGGCUCUAUAGCCGGCUCGAUGAGAAUUCAUCCGCUGCGUAUUGGGCUGGAGCACAGUGCAUCGGUGCUGCGGGAGUUGCUUCGGCGGCGUUAUGGGUUGUGGCCAUUCCAGCUGCCAUUUUCAACUCCCGCGACAAUGAGCUGCUCGUUCGGAUCGAGGACUCUAAUGUGCGAGAGCGUUUGGCCAACGGUGGAGCCUACGCCUUAGCCACGGGCGGCUUCAUGUCUUCGCUGAACCAGAACCCGGCCCUGAAAGCUGUGAUGAAGAGCAUUUACGUGGACAGCUUGAAGCGCUGCUGGCAAGUCGCCAUCGGAUUCUCCCUUCUCGGCUUAGUGGUUGGUAUGACGAUAAAGCAAGUCGCCCUGCGGACGGAUCUACAGACGGAGCUUGGGAUAGAGAAGGACGACGAGAAAAUCAAGGAUGAGACGCGUGAAGGCGGGGAUGAGCCACCAGGGUUUGACACGGUUAUAUUUAGUGGCAAUGACAAUGACGGAGGGGAUCAAACCGAGGGGCAAAUCACUGUCACGAAAGACUUGGAUGUGGUAAAAGGAAGUGAGAGCCCGGCUUGA
Molecule: messenger RNA, 654 nt
Organism: Hypoxylon fragiforme
Lineage: Eukaryota; Fungi; Ascomycota; Sordariomycetes; Xylariales; Hypoxylaceae
Exons: 3
Coding region: 1-654 (217 amino acids)
Source: RefSeq, a predicted model, not a curated record